Molecule: messenger RNA, 691 nt
Organism: Ceratotherium simum simum (southern white rhinoceros)
Lineage: Eukaryota; Metazoa; Chordata; Mammalia; Perissodactyla; Rhinocerotidae
Gene: PDE6G
Product: phosphodiesterase 6G
Biological process (GO): positive regulation of epidermal growth factor receptor signaling pathway; positive regulation of G protein-coupled receptor signaling pathway; visual perception
Cellular component (GO): photoreceptor outer segment membrane
Molecular function (GO): cGMP binding; 3',5'-cyclic-nucleotide phosphodiesterase activity
Source: RefSeq, a predicted model, not a curated record
CCCCUGGCCUGGUCUGCCCCCAGCCCACCGUGUGAGGGAGUCCAGAAGCCAGAGGUCACCACAGGGUCUCUGCCAGCCUGGCCAUGAACCUGGAGCUGCCUAAGGCCGAGGUCCGGUCGGCCACCAGGGUGACCGGGGGGCCCGUCACUCCCAGGAAAGGGCCCCCCAAAUUUAAGCAGCGACAAACCAGGCAGUUCAAGAGCAAGCCCCCUAAGAAAGGCGUCCAAGGGUUUGGGGACGACAUCCCUGGAAUGGAAGGCCUGGGAACAGACAUCACGGUCAUCUGCCCAUGGGAGGCCUUCAACCACCUGGAGCUGCACGAGCUGGCCCAGUACGGAAUCAUCUAGCACCCAGGGUCCCGGGACCCUGCAUCCUGCUGCCCGCUCUGACUCCUGCUCAGGAUUCCUGUGAAGGAGGCCCACCCCCCAGUCCAACGUGUCCAGAUUGCCCAGACUGUAUCUGGAGACUUGUGCAGGGCGGCUACCUCAGGCCGUUGGACGCCAGUUCCCAGGAGCCCACCAUCUCCCCGAAGGACGCCCUCUUGGAGCCGGCCAGGCCCUGCUUAAUUUCCAGAGACUGUGGCCCAUGCUUCUCAGGCCUGCCCUCAGAGAGGGGGAACUGGACCCCAGACCCUCUCCUCUGGGGGCUGGAAAGCCAGGGAGGGCCUCCCAGGAGUGUCCCCCACACCCUA